Formica exsecta is the source of this 3959-nucleotide messenger RNA. Its product is annotated as gustatory receptor for sugar taste 64f-like. Gene Ontology annotation, molecular function: sweet taste receptor activity. Gene Ontology annotation, biological process: sensory perception of sweet taste; detection of chemical stimulus involved in sensory perception of taste. The transcript is spliced from 13 exons. The record is from RefSeq and is a predicted model, not a curated record. Lineage: Eukaryota; Metazoa; Arthropoda; Insecta; Hymenoptera; Formicidae. Gene Ontology annotation, cellular component: membrane. The coding region runs from base 2238 to 3647 and encodes 469 amino acids.
CAUCAUCUAAAAUUUGACUGCGAUAUUGUAUUGAAACUCUCAACUCUACUUGUUUAUUCAAAUAAAGUCUUUACUAAAUUUAGUGACAGAUUGUUUAGUUUAUUGUUUUAUUAUGCUGCAUUUAUAUGUUUCUAUUUAUUUAUUUAUUUUUAUAUAAAAAAGUUUCUAUAAAAUGUGAUGUACAUAAAAUAGAAAUGGGAAAGUUUGCAUCAGAUCGUAAAGAUGGCAACAUUUAUAUAAUUUUUUUACUGAAAUUGUUAUAUGAUAUAAAGGAUAAAAUUUUCAGAUAAUGAAUAUUUGAGAGAAAGAAAUCAAACAUUCUAAGAGAGACUGUAAUAAACUAUAAUGGAAAUUAAAUAGUUCUAUUCUCUUUUCAAUCCGAUGUCAUUAAUACGCGCGCAUAAUAUAAAGGGAGGAUAUUAAAGUAGGCCGUCGGUCCGGUCUGUGCGAGACCAGUUGCAAUAUACACUUGCUGUAUGCGAAAAGUACGUGUCAGGGAAACACUGCAGGUGUGUAUGUAUGUGUACAUGUGUAGCGACAUUGGAAAAAUUCCGUUUGCACAGCUUGUCAGGAAGACAAGACUGUCCACACGUGCAUCGUCCCGGAAAAUGCCAAUGAGGGACUGGAAUAAAGAUGAAAUGGAUCUAUCACAUGUAUACACACAAAAGAGCACAGAGUGAUUCAUUUUAAUGAUACUAGUUCAACAUUACUUACCCGCAAAAAGUGGCGGCAGCCUAAUUAUUAAUACGCGAUUAUUUCUUCCGUAGUUUAAAUAUUGUCGCAUAAAUAUGUUCUAAACGUACAUAUUUACAAAAUCUGAAUCUAUUAUUAUACCAAACACAUCUAUAAAUAUACAUCUCAUAUAAAAAGAAGUCCCAUAUUAAAUUUGACUAAUGAAUUUGACUUUUUAACGUUUGCAUAAACCGGCAAAUUUCUUAAUGUUAUUUUAAUCUAAUUAAUUUAUAGAUUUAUUUAUUAAUUAAAUAACUGUAGUUAUAUAAUAGUUAUUCUUCGCCAAUCUUAAUAAUUGAUUAAUAAAUCCAGUUUUUCAAAUGUAUCCUUGUAAAUGUCAUAAAUAGAAUUUGCAAGUAAUCAUAUUUAAUGUAUACGUUGCGGAUCAUAAUAUUUUUACCUGCAGUCAAGAUUAGUUGGAUAUAUCAGUUAUUUAGAGAUUUCGCGUAUCAGAAUUGCGGUCGACAUUGAGUUCUUAUCUCAGCUAUGCGAGCUCGUAUAUUCUUGAUAGGUGAGGAUGAAAGGAAUGAUGGAUGUAUACUUUCAUUUUAUAUAUAUAUAUAAAUGUAAUAGCUCGUUAAGCUCAUUGAGUAAACAGCACAAAAACUCGCAAUUCAUAUGCGUUUAAUCCUGAGAGUUGGCAGGUGAUGUGUUCGGUAUAUUUGAAGCGGUUAUCAUUGCCGAUGAUAAAUAGUUUUUAUCUAAAGCCUCAUGUUCUCAACGCGCAUAAUUAGCGUUAAAUAAAUUUACUCGACACUAAAUUUUAUUUUUGUCUCAUAUAAAUUUCAUAUCUAGAACAUUAAUCUUACGAUUUUUUUAUUUUAUUAGGUGAGAUAAUAUAAAAAAAAUAUAAUAUAAAAAAAUAUCUAAUUGGAAACUUUUUUUCAUAUUUGCUAUUUAUUACCAUAAUUUAUAAAUUUUCUUUAAAAAUAAUUUGUUGUAUAUUUUAGACAAUAACAGUCAGGUAUAUAGCUCUGCGAAACGAAUAUAUUAUAUCUAUUCAAAUUUUAGACAAAAAAUACUACAGAUAUGUAAAUCGCAAAUGGCGCAAGCACACGAGUUGAGUACCUCUUUAUUACGAGUGACAAUGAAUGCGGUUCGUGUCAAGUGUGUCAAAUCGCCGCACACACAGGUGCGAAUCGUUAUAACCGCACAUGGGAAGCUGUUAUUUCUCCGGCCUAUGCAAGCAAAGAUUAGACGCGGGAUAGAAACAAUAAGCGCAUAAGUUAUAGUGGUUUCCUCCACGACUGUCAGUGUACAUCCAAACGCGUACUGCGACAGACGACAUUGUUUUGCGACAUACACGCGCUUCAUUGUUCUAUCUUCCGCAUACUAAAGUAUUCUCCGAUUACGUAUUACGCUAUCGCCUUGCAAAAGACACGUGAAUUAAGUGAUCGAUAAGAUUUUAUUUGAAAUAUUUGCUGACUUGAUUUGAGGAAAAUGCAAAAAAACUCUCAAUCGUGCAAUGUCUAUUGUUGAGAAAAUUAUAACAUAACAAAACAGAGAUGAGCGAAGAUAAAAGAAAUGUCUUUGAAAUGCCUUAUCCACGAUGGAACCCUGCAAACUCUUGGCAUCCUGUUAUGAUUAAUGUUCAAUCGCCCAAGAAUAACCUGCGUAGGUUCGAUCCUAUAAAGAACGACAUGGUGGCACCUGAAAUGCUGGCGACUGUUGUACCCCCAUCGCAGACCUUCAACCCUUCUACUGAUAGUCUGUACGCAUCGAUAAGGCCGAUUAUUAUGUUGGCCCAAUAUUUUUCCAUGUUUCCGGUGUGCGGUGUCAAUAAAUCGGACGCUUCGUAUCUUCGAUUUACAUGGCGAAGUCCGAAGAUUCUCUAUACGAUAAUUGUUUUCCUGACAGUGUUCCUCAUGUCAGUUUACAAUAUUUUGUGGAUGCUCUCUACAGGGGCAAGUUCUACCAAAACGACGACCUUUGUUUUCUACAUUACGAGCCUUGUGACUGCCGUCCUGUUCGUACGAUUGGCAUGGCAGUGGCCUUGCUUGGCGUUAACUUGGGAGAAACUUGAGCGCGAACUCGCUUCCAGAUAUCGAAAAAUUUCGAAGACCACUCUCGCAACUCGUUUCAAAAUCGUAACUGUUGUUGUCAUGUUGCUUGCAUUAGUGGAACAUAGCGCUUCUGUGGUUUCUGCAUACAUCAAUGCGGUAGAAUGUGCAAACUAUCGCGGCGAUACAGAUAUCAUCGGUAUUUACUUUCAAAACGCUUUCCCUCAGAUCUUCUCAAAAACGCCCUACAGUCUCUGGAAGGGAAUCCUGGUCGAAACUAUAAAUAUCCUUAGUACAUUUUCAUGGAACUUUGUCGAUCUAUUUCUUAUUCUAAUUAGUAUAGCUCUGGCAGGUCAAUUCAGACAAUUGAAUAGUCGUCUCUAUUCGAUACGAGGAAAGGCCAUGCCGGAGUGGUGGUGGGCUGAAGCAAGGAAUGACUAUAAUCAUUUGGCGACUCUGACACGCAGAGUGGAUUCUCACAUUUCGUGCAUCGUGCUUCUGUCUUUCGCUACCGAUCUAUAUUUUAUCUGCAUCCAACUGCUGUUUUCGUUCAACCCAAUACGCGGUAUUGUGCGGAAGAUCUACUAUUGCUACUCCUUCGGCUUUUUACUAGCAAGAACAAUGGCGGUAUCUUUGUAUGUGGCUUCCGUUCACGACGAGUCUCUUUUGCCAGCACCGAUUUUGUACAGUGUCUCUGGUUCUAGUUACAGUAACGAGGUCUCUAGAUUUUUGACGCAAGUAACAACAGAUAAUAUAAGCUUGACGGGAAUGAAGUUCUUCUCCGUAACGAGAAGCCUUGUGCUAACCGUCGCUGGAACUAUCGUGACUUACGAACUGGUUCUGGUACAGUUUAACUCCGUUCAGCAAGUGGAUCAAUCGAAUAUUACGAACAGUUGCGAGUUUCAACAAAUAUAACCCGAGUUACAUUCUGGAGAAAAGCGAACUGGAUGUUUCAUCAGCAUUUAAUUAUGUUGUUACAAAACGAUACGUAAUGUUGUUACAUAUUUUUACAUUUAAAUGCGGAGAACACACCGUCAUCUGCAAAAAUGGAUGGAAAGUAUACAUGUAUAUAUGUAUGUAUAUGUAUUUUGUAGUAUGUUUUAAUACGACUGUAAAAUCUAACAUAGCAAUAGCCUAUAUUAUUAUUUUCACUGUUUGAUUGAUAUUUAUUGCAAUAAUUUCUUAAACAUUACAUAUGAACAAUUAACCACACACACACACACACAC